Aspergillus costaricaensis CBS 115574 is the source of this 1055-nucleotide messenger RNA. It is a transcript of the gene tif35, whose product is annotated as translation initiation factor eIF3 core subunit g. Gene Ontology annotation, molecular function: translation initiation factor activity; RNA binding. The record is from RefSeq and is a predicted model, not a curated record. Gene Ontology annotation, cellular component: cytoplasm; eukaryotic translation initiation factor 3 complex. The transcript has 4 exons. Lineage: Eukaryota; Fungi; Ascomycota; Eurotiomycetes; Eurotiales; Aspergillaceae. The coding region runs from base 53 to 919 and encodes 288 amino acids.
CAGAAAUUCAGCAACAAUCGGCGACAUCAUCAACCCCCCCAUCACACACACAAUGUCGAAGCUUGGAAACCGCGCCGACUGGGCCGACGACGAGGAGUUCGACGACCCCUCCGCUCUCCCCCCGCAGCAAAUCACGACCAACAAAGAUGGCACGAAGACGAUCGUCUCCUACCGAUUCAACGACGAAGGCAAGAAGGUGAAGGUGACCCGCCGGAUCAAAACGACCGUUGUUCGCGAACAUGUCAACCCUCAGGUCGCGGAGCGGAGGUCCUGGGCCAAGUUCGGUCUGGAGAAGGGCAACGCGCCCGGACCUUCCUUCGAUACGACCUCCGUGGGUGAGAACAUUGCUUUCCGGCCCAGCGUCAACUGGAAGGUUCAGGCGGCCGAGGCGGAGAAGAAUGGUGGCGAGAAGGGCAGUAUGAAGGAUCAGCUGAAGGACAAGAAGGUCAAGUGUCGUAUUUGCAGUGGCGAGCACUUUACUGCUCGUUGUCCCUUCAAGGAUACUAUGGCUCCUGUCGACGAGCCCUCUGCUGGUGGUGAGGGUGGUGCUGAGGAUUCUCCGGCUGCUGGUGGUUUGGGUGCUGGUACUUCUAGCUACGUGCCCCCUCAUCUGCGGAAGGGUGCUGCUGGUGGCGGAGAGAGAAUGGCUGGCAAGUAUGAGAAGGAUGAUUUGGCGACUCUGAGAGUUACGAACGUGAGCGAGUUGGCAGAGGAAGGAGAACUGCGGGAUCUGUUCGAACGCUUCGGUCGUGUCACCAGAGUUUUCCUUGCCAGAGACAGAGAAACCCAGAGAGCCAAGGGCUUCGCUUUCAUCAGCUUUGCGGAUCGGGACGAUGCUGCACGUGCUUGCGACAAGAUGGAUGGCUUCGGUUACCGUCACCUUAUCCUGCGCGUCGAAUUCGCCAAGCGUGCCACUUAGAUUUUCUCCUCCAAAUUUCCAAUUCCCACAUUUUUUUCUUCCCACACUCUAUUCUCCUCCUUAUUAACUUCUUCUCUUGCUUUUUGGUUUUUUCCGUACGUAUCAUGACAUGACACCCUUGGGUCUCUUUUCGUCA